GUGCAGGUCGGAUGUGUAGCUCCGCGUCUCUCUCUCUCUCUGCAUGCCUUAACUCUCCGUAAAGGGAUUGGGAUCAGUUUUUUCAGCCAGCUCACCGUCAACCAGCGUGUGUAGCAACGUCCUACUCCUUGACCAACAUGUGUCCUGAGAUGAAGCGAGGGGCCUUCCUGCUGGUGGUAUUACAGAUCCUAGCAAAGACGUCUGGGUUCCUGAUACAGAACUCUGAUGCGCCACAAAUACUUAGAUCAACGACUCCAAGCCCUCUCACCCUCACACCUGACAUCCAUAAAAACUACACAACGCAGCCAGACCUCGGGAGUGUAGGUCAGCCACCCAACGAGACUGGCUCACACCCACCAGUAACAGCCCAGAAGGCCAGACCAGUGAGUGACAGACAAACUCUUGAGAGAAGAGUUCUAGAUGAAAGAUCUCUUACCAGACAAGCCUCAAACAUACCAACUCUUGAGAGAGAACCCCGUACAAAAAAAAUGGCGCUGCUAAGGCCUCAGCUGUGGAGGACCUUGGGGAGACAAGUGACAUCCGCUAAAAAGAAUGUGAAACGCAGUAAACCAAUGAGGAAGAAGCUAGACGCGGCUUGUGGCAAAACCUACACCGUCACUAGGAAAGUCAGGUACAAUGUUGCUCUCGAUGGCAGUCAAUCCUGUAAUGUCAUCUUCAGGGCAGCAGAGAGGUCAGCCUUCAAGGUGGUGUGUCGUGGUGUCCUGGUGUCAGACUGCAGCCGCGCCCAGUUGCACCUCUCUUCCAAUAGCGGCACAAGGCAGUACUGCGACAUGACUACAGCCAUCGAUGUGCAGCAGAAGGAGCUGACGGAGCUACUGUUGUCCUACAAGGUCUUGGACAACACCAACACCACCUCCCUGGAGACCCCGGCCACCUGCUCCAUCAUAAGAACACAGGGCCCCGGGUACGCCGCCGAGGGCCAGCAGGUGUGUCCCCUCAGCUGCGGUACCACCACGGCAGACGCGGAGGCCGGUAACCCACCCCCAAACUACUCCUCCCUCGGACUAGGAACCAAUGGAAUACCCUUGAAUACUAGGAUCCAGGGAGGGAAGGAUGCGAAUAUCGGGGAGUGGCCCUGGCAGGUGUACCUGAGGAUUAACCUGGAUGGUUCUUACCUGUUCUGCGCAGGAACCAUCCUAUCUCCUCGCUAUGUGAUGACGGCCGCUCACUGCGUCUACGAUUUGGUACUGCAGAAAGGAGACAGGAUAAGGGUGGUGGCCUACGAGUACGACUUGUCCAAAAAACGAGACACCCCAAAACAGAUGGUUCUCGUCAAGGAAAUGUUCGUUCACUCAGACUAUGAUCCCGACACCCAGACUGCCGACGUAGCUGUGUUAAAAAUGAAGAAAUCGCUAAGGGUGGGAGAGGGUGUGGCGCCUGUGUGUCUGGCUCCUCCUAGGGACUACGAAGGUUUCUCUGUGGUGUUGCUGGGCUGGGGAACCCUCAUGUACAACGGGAAGAGCUCUAAAAAGCUGAAGGAGGCGACGCAGGUGGUGACCAAUCUACAUGAGUGUGCCAGGAACUACUCCACCCUUUCGAAGAAUCACAAGUACCCCGUCACCGCAGACCACCUGUGCACGGCGGCACCCGGGGUAGACACCUGCCAAGGGGACUCAGGAGGACCCAUCCUGACCAGAAUUGGAACAACUUGGUACCAGGUGGGGAUCGUCUCGUUCGGGUACAAGUGUGCACAGCCGGCCUUCCCUGGGGUCAGCACCUUCGUCCCCAGCUACAUUUCUUGGAUACUAAGUACAAUGUCCGGAGACGCCUGUGAUUAGCGUCUGAAAAAUACUAAGUUUUAUCUUAGUCAAAAAAUACAUUAUACUGUAAGUUCAUGCUAGUGAUGAAGAUGCGUUAAAAAUAUUAUCGCAGUUGAAAUAUUGAAACUGUAUAGAAACUUCUAACUAGCUGACGACAACAGGCUAAGAGCGCCCUUCGGCAUAUGUUUUCACCAAAUUUCACGUCACGACUUUUGUAUUUCAUUGUCCAGUUGAGAAUAACACAGCACCCUCUCGAAUAAACAAUGCUUCACAUUCUUCUGCAAAGAAUGUGAGAAACUUUUUGCCGUUACUUUUAAUAGUUUACAAGCUGUUAACACUGGUGAAGAGUGUGGGGACGGGCCGGGCUAAAAAGCGGCAAUUACACGGAUAUAGACAGUUCGUACCGAUAUUACAAAAUACUGUAGUAUGUUCAGUUUACACCCGCCAUGCCGCUUCACCACCGAGAAAGACAAAGUAGAGCAAGCCGAAGGGUGUAAUUAUCUACCAAACGAAGCAUUUGCCCAAGAAAUGAAUAUCACGUGUCGUCAAUUAUUACCUCGAAUAUAAUUUUUUUUACUAUAUAUUGACCUUUGUGAAUAUGCAACCAUUACAGGAGGCUUACCUUUCUGAAGCUUUGGAUCUGAAGAGAUUACUCCCGAGUUCCUCGCUAUGUCAGGUUUUCCUUAUUUUAUCUGCUGUUUGUACAAAGCUGUUGUAACGGUAGUCUAGGUGAAUACUGGAAGCAGCA
Homarus americanus (American lobster) is the source of this 2529-nucleotide messenger RNA. Its product is annotated as CLIP domain-containing serine protease B9-like. NCBI's taxonomy places the organism in Eukaryota, Metazoa, Arthropoda, Malacostraca, Decapoda, Nephropidae. The transcript has 13 exons. Gene Ontology annotation, biological process: proteolysis. The record is from RefSeq and is a predicted model, not a curated record. Bases 138 to 1799 code for a protein of 553 amino acids. Gene Ontology annotation, molecular function: serine-type endopeptidase activity.